Anopheles arabiensis is the source of this 1416-nucleotide messenger RNA. RefSeq names its product protein SHQ1 homolog. The transcript has 4 exons. Gene Ontology annotation, biological process: box H/ACA snoRNP assembly. The record is from RefSeq and is a predicted model, not a curated record. Gene Ontology annotation, cellular component: cytoplasm; nucleoplasm. Lineage: Eukaryota; Metazoa; Arthropoda; Insecta; Diptera; Culicidae. The coding region runs from base 64 to 1329 and encodes 421 amino acids.
CCAAAGCACGUGUUGUUGGUAAACAAGUUCCCAACACGCGUCCCACACUUUCUUUCUACAACGAUGGAAGAUAAUUUAAGUUUUCGUACAGUUUUGGAGUGCAAUCAUAUCGACGUAUUGCUGGAUCUACCCGAGCUUGAUCUAGAACAUGAAAGUAAUCUAGUGUUGGAUGUUUUUCCCAACGAAUGCACCUUUACGGCAGCACCGUAUCAUGCCAGAAUACCUUUACCCCAGCCAGCACAACCGGGGAAAGCGUUUCCAGAAAGCAUUGAUUAUGAGAAAAAUACGGUAACGUUUCGUGUGCCACUGGAAGUUAAAGCUAAAGCUGUUGAUAACGACACACCAUCUUACCCGUACGGUUUCUGCCAUUUCUAUAGCGGUCCCCUUGCAUUGGAAACAAGCCAAGAGCUGAAGGUGCUUCCCAAUCCGCAGGAAUGCAGCUUUUCCCAACGGUUGGAAAUGAAGCAAGCGGCCGAAAAGAGUGACUUUUCCGCCGAACACUACGGCAUGGACUAUAUUCAGUUCAGCAUCGAUCAGCUGGGCCUCGAUUUGGACAACUUGCCCACUCCCAGCAAACUUACGGCCGACCAGUCGUACCGAAUCCGGGUGAUAGUGGAUGAAAAGGUACGUGAGCAAGAAAGCUACACCUCGAUCGAAGAUCAUCGCGCAGUGCUGCUUGGAUUGAUCGAUAUACUGUUGGCGGCUGUGUACGAUCAGCUGACGAACAGCAACGAGCUUAAUGAGGCCAAUUCGCACAUCAACAUCCAUCGAAUAUCGGGCACGCUGGCGUACUUUGUAGAGUACGACGGUGUGGAGCAGAUGUUACGUUCGUUUUACCGUCGGUCCUGUACCUAUCCUUACUAUAGAAACAAGGACAUUGCGCUGACCUGUGUGAAGCAGGUGUUGUACAGAGUGUCCUCCGAAGGCAGGAAGCAGUGGAUACAGCAGCAGCUAAUACACACGUACGAAGCAUUCAAGCGAACGGACUGUGCCGUCCUGAACCAUUACUUUAUCAAGGAUUUUAUUCGCUACGUGGAGCUGGGUUUAAACGAGGAGACAUUGCUGCAAUGCGUAGAAGAGGUCGAAAAGAUGCUUCCUGAUAUCCAUCAAGCAAGUCUUGGGUUCGGCGAGGAGAGCUUGCUUCAAAAAUUGCUGCAGGAUAUAAUGGGACAGGAGGAAUCCGAUUCUACCGACUCAGAUGAUUAUGAAUCGUCCGAAGAAGAUAGUGAGGAGAGUGACAGUGAUAAUGAAUCGGUUGGAACCGAUACGGACGCUAAUCCGAAUGAAAAUGUACUGGAGAAGCUAAUGAACCUUAAGCUGUCAGGAUGAGCCCUGCGUUGUAAAAUUAAUAUUGGAGGAAAAACACAUCAAAAUUGGACUCAAAACUCAAAAAAAUAGUUCAACUCAGCUGUGCAG